CGGCUCUGUUCUCGUGGUGAAAGCCGCAAAGCGGUGUGGAAAGAGUUUGUCUGUGGUUAAAGUUUUUUACCAUGGUGGGGGAAGACAAUAUAUCUCUAAGGAAUCGCCGAGCUACAUAUGGAACUGCAGAAGAGAAAGAUGACUUACCAAGGAGGCUUGAAGGGGAUUGGCCAUUCUCUAAAUCAAACAAUGGUCGAAUUGAUGUUGAUCAUGCAAUAACAAGGAAGAUGCAACUCUCAGCAGAAGCAGAGCAGCUGAAGCCAGCUUUCAUGAAGGCUGUGGAGAAGCAUUUUACUGAAGCUGUUAAUAGCUUGAUUGCAAACUGUAUGCUGCUGGAAUCUUCACCAGCUGCUUUUCCAGAGAAAGACAGCCUCAGAAUCAAGGGAACAAGAGCACCUCCAGAACAUGGAAAAGUUUUUGUUCCCAGAAGGUCUCUCUUGGAUGAGUUAUUCGAAGUGAAUCAUAUCCGGACCAUCUAUCACAUGUUUAUUGCUCUCCUCAUUUUGUUCAUCCUCAGCACACUUGUGGUGGACUUCAUUGAUGAAGGAAGGCUGGUGCUAGAAUUUGAUUUCCUGGUUUACUCUUUCGGCAAAAUGUCUAUCGUCGCUUUGACUUGGCUUUGCAUGUUCUCCUCUACGUUACUUGUGCCCUACAUCCUCUUUAUCCGGUGGGCCCAGGGGUUCCAUAGCUCCUCCCACAAGAUCAUCCGCUCCAUUUUAUCUGGGGCACUUUUUGUGAUUUUCCAGACAGUCUGUCUUGGAUUUGGACCAACUUACAUUGCAUUGGCUUAUGAUCUACCACCGGCCUCUCGCUUUAUAGUUAUACUUGAACAGGUGCGUCUUGUGAUGAAAGCCCACUCUUUUAUCAGGGAGAAUGUUCCCCGAAUAGUCUCUGCUACUCCACAAAAAUCAGAUUCUCUUCAGCUUCCUAAAGCUUCCCUGUACCUGUAUUUCCUUUUUGCUCCCACUCUUAUUUACCGAGAUGAGUAUCCCAGAACACCCUCAAUAAGAUGGAGCUAUGUAGCUACCAAGUUUGCACAGGUUCUUGGUUCAUUUUUCUAUGCUUACUACAUAUUUGUAAGACUCUGUAUUCCAACGUAUCGGAAUUAUAGCCAGGAACACUUCAGUCUACGAGGACUAGUUCUUUGCAUCUUCAACUCUAUUCUUCCAGGUGUAUUGAUUCUAUUCCUGACCUUCUUUGCAUUCCUUCAUUGCUGGCUUAAUGCUUUUGCUGAGAUGCUCCGUUUUGCUGACAGAAUGUUUUAUAAGGACUGGUGGAAUUCUACAUCUUUUGCAAACUAUUAUCGAACCUGGAAUGUGGUGGUACAUGACUGGCUCUAUUACUAUGCCUACAGAGACUUCCUCUGGUUCUUUGGAAAAAAAUUCAAAGCAGUUGCUAUGCUGUCAGUUUUCACGGUUUCAGCUGCAGUACAUGAAUAUGUCCUGGCCAUUAGCUUGGGUUACUUCUAUCCAGUCAUGUUCUCCAUGUUCAUGUGUUUUGGAAUGGUUUUCAACUUCAUUCUUCAUGACCGUCGGAAAAGCCCCAUUUUUAACAUCUUCAUGUGGACGUCACUCUUCCUUGGCCAUGGUGUCCUUAUUUGCCUUUACGGGCAAGAAUUAUAUGCCCGUCAGUAUUGCCCCAGGGAAAAUCCAACUUUCCUGGAUUAUGUGAAACCUCGUUCUUGGUCUUGCCCUAUUAAGAUAUGAAGCCCUCUGGGAUUUGUCUUUAGAAUCAAGACCAGAAGAUGCUCUUUAGACAAACAAUAACAAACUGGGUCCAGUGAUAUAAAUGACUUGAGCCUUCUUUUAAAGGAAGUUGUAUUCUGGAAAAUGAUGGCAUUUUGUCACACAAGGCAGCUAAACUUGUACAAGGCUCAGUAGGUGAUUCUCAUUCCUGAGCCAUUUCCAUGCUGGUCAUGAAAUUUGCUAAAAUGGUGAAGAAAUUUCUAGUUAAAAUUUUGCCUAUUGCAAAUAGUUCUAUAUGUAUUAUUCCUUUUGUCUACUAUGUAUUAUUCCUUUUGUCACACAGUAUUGUGUGAUCUGGGUAGUAGUGACCAUUUGCAUAUGUCUUCCCUCAGCAUCAGACUUGAAAUGGGACAUUUGAACAGUAUUUGUACUAUAGAAUGAGGAGGCCAGCUGUUGUUUUUGUUCAGAAGCUGAGAGAAAGACAGAUUUCUCUAUUCACACUGGACUUAGGGGGAAAAAAGGAACAAUUAAGAUACCUUACAAUUUAUUUUAUUUCUUAAACCAUAUCAUAAGGGUUUCUUUGUUUUGAAGAACUAUGUGUUACUGAAAGCUCUUGGUGGAAGGCCAAGGAUAUCCCCUCCAUGUAAGUGAAUUUAUUGUUGCCUGGUUUAGAUCAGCAGCAACAAGGGGGCUUUUUCUGUAAUAGUAAUAAUAUAACCAUGUCAUUUUGACUGAUCCAUCCAUACAACAGAUAUUUGCAAAUUUUGGCCUAGGAUAAAUAAAAGAUGGACAUUAUCCAAUACUGCUUUGAAGCGUAAAAUUACUGCCUGUAUGAAUGAUGCAUUGUGAAAAAUAUGCCUAACGUUUUGCUUUGACUUCUUUUGAUUUUUUUCUUUUGAAUUAAAGAAAGCCUAGUGUUAUUGACAGUACUUUCUAGCACUUGCUUUGAUGCUUAGUUUCUUAAUCAUCUGGCAACACAGACUGGCCAUUUACUACCACAUUCACUUAUCUUUUGAACUGGUAAAAGAGCAUAUUAAGUACUAAAUAAGUUGUAAAUUACAUUGCUGGGUUAUAGCACAGUGAUCUGUAUUACAGAUAGCCUUGUGGAUUUCAUAUACAUUCAGACUAGGGCUGAAUUCAGAGUAGGACCAGUUACUAUAAUAAUGAUGUGUGCUACUGAAGAUCAUAGAAUUUAAACCAAACGUGUUUAAGUUUUCCUCCUCUCUUUAGUUUAGGACCAAUUUAAAAGUGACAUUAUUAACUCAGCAAUUGCAUUAUAUUGUUUUUUUUAAAAAGUGGCUGCCAUGAAAGGUAGAUUUUAUACUACUUUCUCUUCUUUGUUAUGAUCCCAGUUUGUUAUGAUAACCAUUUGGAAGUUUGGAAGUGAAGCUCCCUUUGGUUACAAUCAUAAGCAGUUUUUCCCUCUAUCUUGAUAAAAAUUAAGUCAGCCAGCAGAUAUAGUUUCAUGGGUCAGAUUCCUGUGAGCUAGUCAUUCUCGACUGUGAGCAUACUAUCUUCAGUAUUAAUUUUUUUACAAACAUCUGUGAUAUGCUGCCACAUGUCCAUUAUUUUUACAUUCUUUAUUAUCACUGCAGUGAUAUAGAACAUAAUUAGUAUUGAAGAACUGAAGAUGUGUUGACCUGAAAAGGUUCAACUUUCCAGUUAAAAUACCAGUUUGCUCAGUAAGAUUCCUUUGUGUGUAAUAACUGGAUGGAUUAUGAGACAUAUCUUUGCCAAUGUGACACACAAUCACUAUAUUGGUAGCUGACAGUUAAUUCCCUAUAGAGCUGAUACAGCCUGUAGAUAACUAUUAGAGAACUCUGAUUCUGUAGUCAAUCUGCAGCAGUUCUCCCAACUACUCUGAAGGUCAUUGGGGCUGUGACUCAGAGCAAAGAAGAAAGUUGAGGAAGAUGGGAAGAUAAAUACACUCUGUAUAUAUUUCAGCUCUUGCCUUAAUUGAUUCAUGGUUCUCUAGUAAAUUAUAGGUGCUGAUGGUUGUCCUCCUGUUUUGCCUAAUUUCAUCAAAUUGAGUUCAUACUGCACAUACAUUUUCUGUAGUAUAGUUACUUAACUAGAGUGAUUUAAUCCCACUAGAGAACACCAGACUCAGCUUUCUUUCAGGAUAAAAGCAGUUUGAUGAUGUUAAAAGGGCAACUGGAAUAGUUUCAUUCUACAGAAACAUAUAAUUUAAAGAUCCUUUCUUCUCUGAAAGUUCAACAGAUUGGUUUCAAUAGCCUGUUUUGUUUUUUGUUUUUGUUUCUUAGAAGAUGACAAAUUGAAAUGAAUCUUGGAAGAUUUAAGAUUUGCAUGAUCGAUACAAAUUAAACCAUUAAACUAUCCCAUUUUAACAGAAAUACUUUUCACACUGAAACCAACUUUUCCUAAAAAUUUAUUGCAUAUAUUUUAAAAAUCAUUGACACAGAAUGCUUACAUUUAUAUUUGGCAAUUAUGUUAUGGACAAAUCAAAUAACAUUUACAGAAAGAAAAUUGAAUUUGUUAUUUUGAAAUAAAACUUGUGUACUCUAAAUGUAAUCUAAAAUAAAAGUUUUGCACUUCUUUUAAAUCUUUUAUUUCUUUAAAGGAUACAAAUUCAAUUUUCUGUUUCCACACUGAAGUUGAACUGUAGUAUGAUAGAGUCUGCAGUUAAAGAAUCCAGCAUGAAGAGAGACGACCCAUGAGAGAUGACCCAUAAGAAAUGAAGUGUGUAUUCACAGUGAGGCCUGUGAUAUGUAUCAAUAAUUGCUAACAAACUAUUAAUGUUCCAGCCCACAAGCACAAAAAUCUAGUGCAAGCCAUAAUUACAUCACAGGUCAUGACGUUUCAUAUAUGACAUCAUGAUGGAGGUGAUUCUUCCUCCCUCCCCUCACAAACAGAUGUCUGUGUUUGCAAGUCCAGCAUUUGUUUCAAGCAGUGCUACUGAAGUUAUAUACUGUAGAUUGUGGCUGUAUUACCGGUUUAGAAACUUUGUUUCCUUUAAGAAAACAUUGGAAUUAGUGACUUUGUGUGACAUAAAGUUUCUGCAUGAAGUGUUCAGUUUAUUUAAAGAGGGCACAUAGCUAGGAGUUUUUUGAAGGAUGAAAGACAUAUUACUUGACAUUAUCACAAAAAGUAGCUGAAGUAUCCCCAAAAGUAAGUGCAAUACUUAACCUCACUAUUCAUUUGCAAAUUCACUGAAACAAUAUCCAGUUUUGGAAAAGAAUAAGGAAAGAACUUGGACUAUUUCAGCUCCCAAUAACACCUUGAUACUUUCCCAAUCAUAAUAAAGCACAUGCUGGCUGGGUUCUCACAAUAUGAUUGGUUUGUAUGAUUUGUCAUGAUUUGUUUGACUAUGUUAUUUGCUGUAACUAUACUUUCUUUAAUACCAUGAUUCAACAAUCAAAAAGGGCAGAGACCAUAUUUGGCUUAGUAUAGUGCACGAACUAAGACAUUUUUCAACAAAAAUACAUCAUUAUUCAACUAUAGUAGUGCUUUCUAUAUAAAGGUGUGAAUAUAAAUUCAAAAUACCUAAUAAUUGUGAAUGGCAUAAAAAAGCUUUGUUCCUAGAACACAUGAACUUGUCCAUUUUUAAAGAUCUUUUUGGGUUGUGAGAGUCUUGUUGUUGAUACAAGAACAGUAUUUGCCUUUAUAAGAUUAUCUGUAAUCUAUCCAAAGAAAUCUAUUUGUGUGUUAUUUCUUUGAAGAAAACAUUUAAAUAAUGUCUUUAAAUAAAAAAGUGCCAAACCUUGUUUUCUUGAAAAAGUACAUAUAGUAUCCAUCAACAUAAUUUUCAUAGCUUCACAACCUUUUAGCUUGAGUAGGAACUGGUAAAAUUGAAGAAUUUGUUUUUCAAGCAAGAAGGUUUAGACUUCCCCCUUGGAAGCAAUGAAAAGGAUUAUACCAGUGAGAAGAGGAAAUUAAGAUUAACUUGACAUUUACAUGGAAUACAGUUUUCACCAUUGGACGGGUCAAAGACUAUGAUUCUGGAGCAAGUAAUUUUAUUGAUUGAUUAGAAAAUGUUGGUUAAUUGUAAAAUGUAUUGAACUGUGUGACCUUUGUGUCAUGGGAAAUAAUUAUACUCUGUGAUCUUACUGUACUACAAAAACUUAAAUAUAUUUUGCUAUCUGUGAAA
Molecule: messenger RNA, 5793 nt
Organism: Candoia aspera
Lineage: Eukaryota; Metazoa; Chordata; Lepidosauria; Squamata; Candoiidae
Gene: SOAT1
Product: sterol O-acyltransferase 1
Exons: 16
Coding region: 72-1706 (544 amino acids)
Biological process (GO): cholesterol metabolic process; cholesterol efflux
Cellular component (GO): endoplasmic reticulum membrane
Molecular function (GO): fatty-acyl-CoA binding; cholesterol binding; cholesterol O-acyltransferase activity
Source: RefSeq, a predicted model, not a curated record